This is a messenger RNA of Dentiscutata erythropus, 972 nucleotides long. Lineage: Eukaryota; Fungi; Glomeromycota; Glomeromycetes; Diversisporales; Gigasporaceae. The record is from the annotation of a GenBank genome assembly.
AUGGCAACCUCUUCGACUAAGGUCGUAGAACUUGGCUUUGCCGAGCCACUGGAUAAUCCCCUCACAGCAGAUAGUUUUCCGAGUAAAAUUGGAGGAAAACCAGCAUGGUUGAAUCCAGGUCAUGUUCUAUCAGCUGAAGAUAUUCUUUGCGGAAUUUGUAAAAAACCAAUGAUCCUUUUGUUAUACACUCCUGAAGACCACCCACCUGAAGCCUUUCAUCGGUCAAUAUAUGUUUUCUGCUGUAAAAAUGGGGCAUGUCACAAAACUUCAUGGCGUAAAAGGUUUUUAAAAUUAAAUAACAAUGUUACUUUCCUUUUACCAUCUCAUACGGUUGACUUUUUAAAAGUAUUUCGAAGUCAAUUGCCAAAAUAUAAUCCUUAUUGGCCACCACCAAAUGAAGAAACCAAUAACUGUAACUCUAAUAGUGAUGAUACAAAUGAAAAUUCUAAUCAAACAGUGGAAAAAUUUAUUUCUGCCAAUUAUUAUUGUGUAGUUUGUGGUCUUUAUGGUUCCAAAAAAUGUGGAAAAUGUAAUCAAACAUAUUAUUGUUCAAAAGAACAUCAAAUCGUUCAUUGGACGUCCGGACAACAUAAAAUUUAUUGUAAUACAACUACACCUUCAUUAGAUGAUCAUGAUAGUCUGUGUAGACAAUUAGUUUUGUUUCCGGAAUUUGAAAUUGUAACAGAAUCUGAGGGGAAUCUGAACAAAGAUGGUGAAAAUGGUGAAAUUGAUGGCAGUUCAUCAAUUGGCGAUGAAAUUUAUGAAAAUACUCAAGUUAAUGUAGACAAAGCAUUUCUAAAAUUUCAAAAAAAAGUUGAACCAUUUCCUGACCAGGUAUUAAGGUAUGCACGAUUAGAUUACGAAUGUGAAAAAAAUGCAACUCCAUUAUGGGUAAGUGACAUUGGUAAACCGAUGCCUGAGGACAUACCUUCAUGUCCGCAUUGCGGUCAAGAACGGACUUUUGAAUUCCAA